This is a messenger RNA of Pisolithus orientalis, 669 nucleotides long. RefSeq lists its product as uncharacterized. Lineage: Eukaryota; Fungi; Basidiomycota; Agaricomycetes; Boletales; Pisolithaceae. The transcript is spliced from 2 exons. Bases 1 to 669 code for a protein of 222 amino acids. The record is from RefSeq and is a predicted model, not a curated record.
AUGUCUCACCACCUUACCCCUCCUCCAAGCUCUCCACAAACCCAUCAAUAUGAAUAUCACAAGGGAUCACCCUCCCAUGUUCCUCCCUCACCUCCUCAGAGCCUCAGCACUGAGGAAGUGCAGAUGCCACUUCAACUUCACAACAAGAGUUACUCAGGGGACAAUCUUUCUGUGUCCAUCCCUCCUGCUGCUCAUAAUCUAUCAGCUCAUGUUAAGCAUUCUCAUACCAAGUUCAUGCCAUACAGCAAGCCCAGUGCUAUUGAGCUCUGCUUUGCCAAGAAGUCUCUUGGCAGACAAUCAGUUAAUGAUAUCACCUUGGAAGAUGCACAAGUGGGAAGAGCACUUUUUGUCCAUGGAUUGAUGGGGUUGUCCAAGAGAGCCUUCCAAAAGGCUUUGGAAAUGAAGGAGGCCAACCAAGAAUUGAGGCAACUCCAUGCUCUUUCCACUGCUUGGGAGAUCAAGGCUAUUGACCACUGGAGAGAUUUCCUCCUUGCAAUGCAAGAAGAAGAAGAGACUCAGUUCCUUCAGUCGACUAAAGAUCUCCAGCUUUUCAAAGAUAUCAUGGAGCAUCACUCAGUCAGUCAAUUGGAAGAAGAGGAAGAGUACCACAUUGGGGCUUAUGGACAGGAUUUAAUGUUGCUCACAUUGGAGAGAGGAAGUCACAGGUAA